This is a messenger RNA of Xyrichtys novacula (pearly razorfish), 6482 nucleotides long. Lineage: Eukaryota; Metazoa; Chordata; Actinopteri; Labriformes; Labridae. The record is from the annotation of a GenBank genome assembly.
ACACAGUCAUCCCCCUCCCCCCGUAUUCUAGUUCUGUGGUACAGUCCCCACUCUUCUCUAUGGCGCAGCUUCACCUGGAUGUUACUAGAACAUCUCUUAGUGGGUGAGGGAGGGGGGUUCUGCACAGGACUCAGAUGCGUUGUUUUGGGAUUGCAUCACAACGUCGUCAGAGGUUUUCUAGUCAGGGCAGGCAACCGGAGCGUGGUUAAUUUUGAAGUCCUCUGUCACAGUGUAGACAGACUCAUUCAAGAAGUACACUGUCGAGAAAGAAGACACCAGGUCUCUCUUGACUGGCAUCCUGAGGAAGAUAACCUACUGGAGGACGUGAAAGAGGCAUCAUGACGCAGGGCAAGGUACGAACUUUUUAUUUGAAAGAAAAAAGUGUCAUUCAGUUAUAUAUGCGUUCUUUAUCUACUUCAACGUACCAUUUUUGUAAAAUUUGUGCACAAGGCCUAGAUUGUUAUGUAACUGUUAUUUGAUGCGUGUGGUGCCACUCCAUCCCUUUGGACUGUCUCAAUAUUUGUAUGAUUCAUAGAGUCAAUGUAGAAAUUCAGUAACAAAUAUAGGGAGGGCAUAUUUUCAUAGUGAACGAUAAUUUUUGGAUGUGUUUAGCAGUUGGCCUAUAGGAUUUGACUCUUUAAAACGGCCUGGUUUAUUCACAGCAAAUGUGUUUUCUAAUAUUUCCCUUAUGCUUGAAUGAUCUAGUUUUGCGCUUCUUAACUAGCCGUCUGUCGGAGGUUAAUUGCGUCUAUGUUGGUGAAAUGCGUCACGAGUGUUUCUUACCAUUUACGUCAGAUAGACAGCUCGUUUCAUUUCGGAGCGAACAGUAGGCUACCACUGCCAGCAUAUUUAAGGAGUUUCCCACCUGUUUUUAGAUUUGACAGCCUUUUUAGCAAUAAAUCGAGGCAAAGCUAGUUUGAGUUUACAUAGCCUGGUGCAACAGUGUUUAAGCCAGCUCCCCAUCAUUAUACUCAAAUGAGAGUCACCUCUUACGCUACAGCUGAUGAGCAGGUCAGCUGAUUUUCUGUAGUUUCAACUGUUAACCCUUCAAACAGUUUAAGUUGAGCAGUAUAAAGAGUCAGGCCUCGUGGAUGCAGCAAUUGGUGUUUCUGCUUAAAGCUGCUCAGAGGAGAUAAAAGGACUAAAAUUUAUAGGGGAGAGUGGGGUAAGUUGAGCCAAAGGCUAAGUUGAUCCACCCCGUCACUUGGAAAUGGAAAAAGAAAUUGAUCAUGUGACCAAAUAUUUAGGAGAUGGGCAUCAAUUCAUGGAGUCUGUGAAGAUUAGAAGCACAUGGGUAAAAGGGUUAUACAUUUAUUUCCAAAAAAAAAAACAUUUUUCACUCUUAAAAGUGAAUUUAGUCUGUCAUAAGUUUUAUUAGAAUUGUGUUCAGACCAACAAAGGUCAUUUUAAAUUUGUUUUAAACAUCAAUUGUGGUAUCUAUGAGCUACAACACCAGGUCAAAAACCUAGCAUAAAGGUCCAACAUUUUUAGCUUAGAGGACUAAUAAAGUCAGAAUACUUGUUCUGGGGUAAGUUGAGCCAGUGGCUCAACAGAGAAAGUAAAGGAGUCUGAUGAGAGGAUCAACUCACCCCGCUUCUAUGGUCAACUCACCCCAUACAUGGGUGAGUUGACCAUAGGAGACCACUUUUUUUUGGCAUGCUAUAUUAUCAAGACAGUUAUGUUUAUCAAUCAAUCAAUCAACUUUAUUUCUGUAGCACAUUUAAAAGAACCACUGGGGUAGCCAAAGUGCUAUACAUUGAGGCAUAAAAACAAAUAAAACAAGCAAGGAACAAGAUAAAGCAAACAAGAAUACAAGCUAAAGCAAACAAGAAUACAUAAAUUACACUCAUUCUCUUGGUUUGCAGGGAUGCACAACAUCUUGAAAUAUAUGCAGAUUCACUAGUUAGAGACAAAACUAUGAUUGCCUUGAUGUAGUGAUCCAAAAUAUGAAAAAUGGCUCAUCUUACCCCACUCUCUCCUACAGGGGCUUUUCUUUACAUGAAAUCCAAAAGCAAACAAGACCAUCAGCUACAUGAUCUGACAAUUUUAAUAUUGUUAUAUUUGAUUUGUGGUGGGAGGGGGCAGGUUUCAGCCCUGUUUUUUUACACAAAGUAUACACUAUAAAUAAUACAGCUAAUUGUCAAAAUUUAACAAGGUUUGAAGUUUUGCAAAAGAUACCUCUCAAGCAUGUAGAGGACAAGAUAAGCAAAAUGGAGGCAGAUGGAAAGUUCCUCAAAGGAGUUUUAAAUUUGAUUAAUAAAGCAUUGUUAACUGAAGUUGGCAAGAAGAAAGACUGUUGCAGACUGUGAAGAGUUUAAGAUUAGAGUUUAUGUUGGAAAAACACUGUUGGUUAGAUUUAAAGGAAAUAAAAGCAGAUAGAAUUUGGUGGUGGGUCUUAAUAAGUGUGUGUAAUACAUGCAAUAAAAAGAGCUGAAAAUAUUAGUUCAGGAGGAAAUACCAUCAUAAAUUGGACUGUCAGUUGUGAGACGUUUUUUUGUCGAUAUGAAGACGAGCAGAAGCAAUUUGAUGUAGGUGUAAAUGCCCUAAUAACUUAAACACUUGAAAUGUAACUUUCUGUAAAAUAUGAUGGUUUAAGUCAACCGAAAAUGUGAAGCAUUAGAACUGACCUAUUCACAAUAAAAGACACAUCAAUACUGAAAACAAUAACCAAAGUUAUUGAGUUUUAUCAUUUAUUUUCUGUUUCCUCAAAUGAAGAAGCUCCUGCAUUGAUACAAUUUCUAUUACAUGAAUAAAUAUGUAUGAACUCUUUAUUUUAUGGACACAAUUUUUUUUUUAAAUGUGAGUUCAAGCAGUUUUAAAAACAGAUCAUACAUAGUGCUUGAAGCUUACAACACUGUAAGAUCUCAAAACAUUUUACUCUCAAGACUACAAGUUUCAGGUUUAAUGUACUUUUUUAAAGAACUUAUUUGUACUCACUGAAAAUUAGUUAAGGUCUAAAGGAUAAGAUGUGAACUUUAAUCAAUAACAAAUCACUUUCUGGGGCUUUUAGCUAUCUCUUGCAAACAAGGGGUCUGAUGGCUCCCCAAGUGGACAGGCCUUGGUGACACCAAGUCCUCCCAGCUAUGAGGAAGCCACUGCGGGUAUGCGUACACCCUCUUCUUAUACAUCCUCAAUUUGACAAUGUUUAUCAUGUUUGGGAUUCAGGGGUAGUGAUGGGAAUGGUGUUUGCUCAUUGGAGUUAAAAAAAUAAAAAAUGCAUCGUAAACCACAGACAACAACAUUUGUUUUUAGGCACCAGUGCUCCUUGUUAUAAUGACGCUGAGAUGCUCACAGAGCUCACCUGGGAUGAUAGCAACAUCAGGAGGAUCUUCAUCCGUAAGGUAACAAAAGCUUUUUCAUCUCAUUGAGUUGAAUGUUAUCACACACUUUUAACUUUCAGUGCCUGACUGGGACAUAUCAAAGGAUGCGCUAUGCACUGUUUUAACACUUGCUUGCUUAUUUUUUUAGGUUUACAGCAUCUUGAUGAUCCAGCUUAUGGUCACUCUUGCCAUUGUUGCUCUUUUCACUUUCUGGUGAGUGUUAAACCUGUCUUUUCAAUUUCAUCUCAAUUUCACCAACACAGAAUAAGUAAUUCAGAUACAUAUUCAUUUAGUUUACUUACCUAAGACUUUCACUUCCAGUGACCCUGUGAAGGACUACAUUCAAAGCAACCCAGGGUGGUACUGGGCCUCUUAGUAAGUCAUUUUUUAAAACGCCUAUUAUUAAUAUUACAAUUGAUAUUUUCGGUUCAUGUUGCCUAUAUGUGACAUUUACCUGAUACUUUUGUUCAACAGUGGCGUGUUCUUUGUCACAUAUCUGACUCUGUCUUGCUGCUCUGCACCAAGGUUAGUAAAAAAGUUUAAAAGAGAAAAGGCAAUGACAGACAUAAAUUCAAUGACCAACAGGAUUGAAACUUCACUUUCUUCUACAGGAGACAGUUUCCAUGGAAUCUGAUUCUACUUGCCAUCUUUGUAAGUACAUCAUUUUUAUUAUCUAUCUGUAAGUUAACUCCACAGGUUAUUUUGAACAGAUAUCUUUGAUGAUUAAAAAUACAUGGUUAGAUAUCUUUUAUCGGUGUUGAUGUUCACAAGUUAAUACUUGCCUAAAUUGAGCCUGCAUUUCACAUGUUAACUUUGUUUUUGUUACAGACCCUCUCACUCUCCUACAUGACAGGGAUGUUGUCCAGGUAAAAGUUUCUGUGAUCAGUGUUUCUUUGUAUUUGUCCAGCUUGGCCUUUGACCCUGUCUGUAGCUUUGUAUUUCUCUUGCUCUAAGUGAGGCCAGGAAAUGUAUUCUGAUUUAUAAUUGCUUGGAACGUUUUCACUUACUUGAGUAUCUUCCUUUUUUGGGACAGCUUCUACAACACAAAGUCAGUGGUGAUAUGUCUAGGCAUUACAGCAGCAGUCUGUCUCCUGGUCACUGUCUUCAGCUUCCAAACGAAGGUGAAAAAUAACAUUUGCAUUGAAGCUUUCUGCAUGUCUUACAAUAUUUGAUAUUCUGAUGCAUGCUUAUCUAGGAACUUUUCACAUCAUUGGAUUAACAUACUUUAGUUUGAUUUCAUGUGUUCUCCUCAUCCAGAUUGAUGUGACAUCAUACCAAGGUGUGCUCAUUAUCUUCUGCAUGGUCAUGUUUCUCUCUGGCCUGGUGUUGGCAAUUGUCCUCCCCUUUCAAUACGUAAGUACAACUAUAUGAAUUGCACACUUUAACCAUUUGUGUUUCAUGUAAAAUUGUUGUGUGGGGGGUUCACAGAUAGCCAAGGGACCAUUACCUAAGAUCUAAAAAUAAAUUGCUAGUUUGGCAAAUAGUUGCCAUAGUGCAAAGUGAAACUCCUUAUCUUUGAUCAUGUGUAGUAAUGCCAUCAAAUACAUUCAGAUUCAAUGUAAUAGACCUUUUGGUUCUCUCAAGUCCUGGUUGAGCUAAUAAAGUCAUUUUUGGCAUUUAGGUUCCCUGGUUGGAUGCCAUCUAUGCUGUUUUGGGAGCCAUACUGUUCACCAUGGUAAAAGAGAGAGAUUAUUAAAUACACAUUGUAAAUUUUAAGUACCAGAGAUUGAGAAAAAGCUGUCUUACUUGUUGUAUUUUCUGUUACAGUUUUUGGCAUUUGACACCCAGCUCCUCAUGGGAAACAAACGCUACACCAUGAGUCCUGAAGAGUAUGUCUUUGCCACUCUCAGCAUCUACCUAGAUAUUGUCUACAUCUUCUCCUUCUGCCUUCAGAUCUUUGGAACAAGAAGAGAAUGAAUGACUGCUCUAAUUUUCUUGGUUGCUCAGCUGUGGAAUUAACCUUUAGCUGAAGUUGAUAAAAGUUAAAAAAAAAAAAAAAAAAAAAAAAAAAUCUGUGAUUGUGAUGACAGUGCUUCCAAUUGUAACAACUUAAGUUUUGUGCCUGGUAUUGAUAAGGUCAUAAAUACUACAAAUAUUUCUUUAACAAUACAUGUCAAUAGAUGUCACUGGUAUGCAAACAAAUCAAAAUAUCUUGGAACUUUUUUCUUUUCUCUGACAUAUUGCAGUCACCCAACACAUUAAAGGUUAACUUAUUAGCUUGAUUGAUCAAAAACAGAAACUGAUCCAAAAUCUUGCUCCAUUUCAAGUAGCGUAAAAACCUAAUGUGAGUACUUCACCUGUAGCCGUGUGGGUGUAUUUAUAUCCAUGCCUGCUGAAUGUCACGUCUUGCAAAUAAUAUCACACAGUCAGUUUUCUUUAAGAGGAACUGAAAUACUAUACAUUAUGCAUGACUCAUAAAAAGUCCUGACCAUGCCAAAACAUGGUCAUCCCAUCAAUAAACUAGUGCUGUAGGUAUGAACUGAGUGACUGUAAGCACAAGUCAUACUAGACUUAAAGCUUUUUUUUUUUUUUCUAUUUCCAAUAAUGAAAAAGUCAGUAUUAUUGCAGUAGGUUAAUUCUCUAAACUGUUAUUGGGUAGGUGACAUAUUCUUUGUUUUCUCAUUUAAAAAAAUCUGAAUAUUGUACUUGCUGUAUUUGUGAUGUUGCUCAGUUAAUUGCAUUAGUUUGAUUUUUGCUCCACUGUCACUCAUCUUUAUAUUGCUGCUGCUUUAAGUAGAAAAUGUCACUUUUUAUACCAUAAAUCUGUUUGUACUUGAAUUCUUUUGAGUUAAGAUUUGUUUGGAUUUUUUUCUUUCUGGUUUAGAAAAAUGCUUGUAUUUGGAAAUGAAGAUGUUGGUUCCAGUAUUUAUUUUUUCAACUUGAAAAAAAUCGCUUUGGUGUGGAUGGAUUUCAUGUAACUUUUGAUAUAUGGGUUCAUUACUAUGGGGUUUAAAUGCUAUAUUUCAUGACAUUAAAAGUUUUAUUCUAUUUUUCUAUGAGAGGAAGAUAUAUUUCAACAGUGUGAUAUAAAAUGGUGAAUUUGAAGCUUGUGGUCUUGAAAUAUUUAAUUUGAAGAAAUUGAUAUGUAUUAUUUAUCAUCCUGCAUUUCACCUUAUUAUCUGUAUUAUUGUUAUGGUUUAUUAAAUGGUGAAUGCGUAUGAA